GGGACUCCAACUUUCAGAACAAUCAAUUUCCCUUAAGAGAGAGUGGGAGCAGGGCUGUAGUGGAUGGCACAGGACCUGGAUACUCGCAUUUUGUAACGCCGAACAGGACCGGGCAUUGGGGAUAAACCUGUGGAGAGUUUGAGAGCUGGAAUACAACCAACUUGGGGAUUUUGACAUUUCACAAACGUGAGAGGAGAGCAGCUGUGAGAAAGCAGCAGACACACAGGCCAGUCCUGAUGGCAGGCGCUUGGGGGUCAGCCUGCACUGGACUCCGGCUCUAGCAGCCCACUGGGCCCUCACUUUAACUCUAAACAUUUCACAGGACGAGUGCCCAUGAGGUCGUUGACGCUGGUCCUGCUCGUCCUGAUCAGCGUCCAGGCUGCACUCAUCAUGGGAGGCCACACCCAGGCGCAGGGGCCAGCCAAUCAGCAUGCAGCAGCGCAUCACUCACCCAAGCAGGACUCGCACUACGACGACCCGAUCCCCGACGUGGACCCCAAACUCUUCAACAAGCGGCGUUACCGCUCACCUCGCGUGCUGUUCAGCGACGUGGUCCCUGCGGAAAACGACACGGGGAGCCCCAGGCGCCCGCGGGUCCGGCGGAAGGCCAACGACUUCUUACACCGCGGCGAGUACUCUGUAUGCGACAGCGAAGAGCACUGGGUCGGCAACUUGACCCGAGCCACAGACUUAGCGGGCAACGACGUCACGGUGCUGCCGCACGUUCGCAUCAACAACGUGGUGAAGAAGCAGAUGUUCUACGAGACCACGUGCCGCGUGUCGAAGCCCGUCGGGGCCCCCAAGCCGGGGCAGGGAGCCAGUGGCGUCAAAGCGGGAACCUCUAGCUGUCGUGGGAUCGACAACAAGCAUUGGAACUCUUACUGCACCAACGUGCACACCUACGUGCGGGCGCUAACGUCCUACAAAAACCAGAUCGCCUGGAGGUUCAUCCGAAUCAACGCCGCUUGCGUGUGCGUCCUCAGCCGCAACUCAUGGAGGCACUGACUGAUAUAUUGUUUCGGCCAAUCCACUGCAGCCUCCUGUCGUAAGCCCCUCCCACCCGUCAGUAAUAACAGCAGCCGCACUGCCAACGUCGGUGAUCUGAGACUCCGCCCCUUUUCUGAUCUCUCUAUGACAUCGCAACCCAGUCCCCUCCUACCCUACCUCACUCUGUAAAUUAUUGGUCGUUUAAGUUAUGAGGACUGCAUGACAUAUUUAUAUAGUUUAUACGGUCAGAAUAUAAAUAUAAAUAUGAAUCUAUAUAUAUAUAUAUAUAUAUGUGUGUGUAUAUAUAUAUGUGUAUAUACAGUAUACAUAAAGCAAGCUUUGUUGUGUUGUUGAUGCUCUUAUUUAUUAAACACCUCACUUCAGUAUGUCAAUGCAAGACUGCUUCUGUCGUAAUCUUAUUCAAUCCCACUCACAGUUUAGCGUGAAGAGUUAAUCUCGUGGGAAAACCUAACUAUUUUACAAGGAUGUCGAUUUUGUAUUUAUUUGUACGAAAAAAAGCAAGCAUGAAGGUCCACCUCUAUACAUGACCAUCAGUGGGGCAUAAGCAGAUCGUACGAAGAUUUAGAAAUGAGAUUGUCGUUCAUAAGAAUUGCAGGUUAGACAGUAAUUCGCCAACGCGUAAAAUAGUUACGAAUUUCCAUAAGGCCUGCACACAGAGCUGCACUUAACCUUUCGUGGAUAACAUAGUCCGUGUGACUAUUUUCAGUGGAUCAAUCAUAAAGUCAUGUCGCUAAUACUUUUUGUGGGCAAAUAACAUAAAAACAAUGCCUCCAUUCGACAAUUUCUAAUUUCCGGUUUCGGUCAUCGAUGCACGUUCACGAGUGUCAGAAUGCUGUGGCACGUACUUUUUGUGAAAACUAGCCGAAUAAAACAGUUCUUUUUCUUGUCUUUUCACACAAAAAGUAUUCUGGUGGCUUCAUGAAAUCAAGGUUGAACCGCUGAUGGCACACGGACCAUUUUAACAAAGCUCUCGGAGUUCAUUAAACAUAUCAUAAUUUGUGUUCUGAAGAUGAAGGAAGAUCUUACAGGUUUCAGGUCUACAGGAGUCAUUACUGACUGCCUUUUUGGGUGAACCACCUUUUAAGAAACAUAUUUUCUGAGAUUGUUACAGUAGUGCGCUGUUCAUUUUCAGCUUUUAAAAAUUUUCCAAAAACUUUUAGAAAAUCUUUGUUUUAAGAUCAAAGUUUAAAACGAACCCCCAGUGCCAUGCAAGUAAGAGUCGAUGCUUUUAUUUAAUGCAAAUGACAUCCAUUGCUAGCAGCAUUCUCUACCGUUUAAGCUGCAGGAACGCUAUCAGAAAUUGUACUUGGGUUCAAAUCACGUAGACUUUCGCUUUGUUUCCAAACAGGAAUUUAUACUUCAAAGGACCCUUUGGAAUGAAGGAUUUCGAAGGGUACAACUGAUA
Puntigrus tetrazona (Sumatra barb) is the source of this 2413-nucleotide messenger RNA. It is a transcript of the gene ngfa, whose product is annotated as nerve growth factor a (beta polypeptide). The record is from RefSeq and is a predicted model, not a curated record. Gene Ontology annotation, biological process: positive regulation of collateral sprouting; nerve development; cell surface receptor protein tyrosine kinase signaling pathway. The coding region runs from base 334 to 1005 and encodes 223 amino acids. Gene Ontology annotation, molecular function: growth factor activity; nerve growth factor receptor binding. Lineage: Eukaryota; Metazoa; Chordata; Actinopteri; Cypriniformes; Cyprinidae. The transcript has 3 exons.